ACAACGCGCCCAGAGAAGUGUGAAGCUUUAUAAAAAUUUAAAAGCGUCGGUGGUGGAAGCAGGAGUGGGGUGGAGACGCAGCCUGGCGGCUAGGUGAUGAGCAGGGGAGACUUGGAGCCCGGCAAUCUCAGUUUUCACUUCUCCAAACCGGAGUCCUAUUGAAGACUAGCAUCUCUGAGACCCACAAGGCGUUAGGAGCUAGUAGGUGAGACUGCCCGUGAGAAAACAGCGCCGGCUGCAUCAUCGUCAGAGGAAGCUCGCCAUUGCUAUGGAUACCGAAUCCACAUAUUCUGGAUAUUCCUACUACUCAAGCCAUUCAAAAAAAUCUCACAGGCAAGGGGAAAGAACCCGAGAAAGACACAAAUCUCCACGGAGUAAAGAUGGCAGAGGGUCAGAAAAGUCUGUCACUAUCCAGGCUCCCACUGGAGAACCCCUGCUGGCAAAUGACUCUGCCCCCACAGGCGCAGAGGAAGUUCAGGAUGACAACUGGGGAGAGACCACCACAGCCAUCACAGGCACCUCAGAGCACAGUAUAUCCCAGGAGGACAUUGCCAGGAUUAGCAAGGACAUGGAGGACAGUGUGGGGCUGGAUUGCAAGCGCUAUCUGGGCCUUACUGUCGCCGCAUUCCUUGGACUUCUCGUGUUCCUCACCCCCAUUGCCUUCAUCCUGCUACCCCCGAUCCUGUGGAGGGAGGAGCUGAAACCCUGUGGCGCCAUCUGUGAGGGACUUCUCAUUUCUGUAUCAUUCAAACUGCUUAUUUUGCUCAUUGGAACCUGGGCACUCUUCUUCCGCAAGCAAAGAGCGGAUGUGCCGCGGGUAUUUGUGUUCCGAGCCCUAUUGUUGGUCCUCAUCUUUCUUUUCGUGGUUUCUUACUGGCUUUUUUAUGGGGUCCGCAUUUUGGACUCUAGGGACCAAAAUUACAAGGACAUUGUGCAAUAUGCAGUCUCCCUUGUGGACGCGCUGCUUUUCAUCCACUACCUUGCCAUCGUUCUGCUGGAGCUGCGGCAGCUACAACCUAUGUUCACACUUCAGGUGGUCCGCUCCACCGAUGGAGAGUCCCGGUUCUACAGCUUGGGACACCUGAGCAUCCAGCGAGCAGCGUUGGUAGUUCUGGAAAAUUACUACAAAGACUUCACCAUCUACAACCCAAACCUUCUAACGGCAUCUAAGUUCCGAGCAGCCAAACACAUGGCUGGCCUGAAAGUCUACAAUGUAGAUGGGCCCAGUAACAAUGCCACUGGCCAGUCCCGAGCCAUGAUUGCUGCAGCUGCUCGGCGCACAGACCCCAGCCACAAUGAGUUGUAUUAUGAGGAGGCUGAACACGAACGGCGGGUAAAGAAGCGGAGAGCAAGAUUGGUGGUGGCAGUAGAAGAAGCCUUCAUCCACAUCCAGCGUCUCCAGGCUGAGGAGCAGCAGAAAUCCCCUGGUGAGGUGAUGGACCCCAGGGAGGCCGCUCAGGCCAUCUUCCCCUCCAUGGCCAGGGCAUUGCAGAAGUACCUGCGCACCACACGGCAGCAGCACUACCACAGCAUGGAGAGCAUCCUGCAGCACCUGGCCUUCUGCAUCACCAACAGCAUGACCCCCAAGGCUUUCCUUGAAAGAUACCUCAGCGCCGGCCCCACCUUGCAGUAUGACAAGGAUCGCUGGCUCUCGACACAGUGGAGACUUAUUAGUGACGAAGCCGUGACGAACGGGUUACGGGAUGGAAUUGUUUUCGUCCUUAAAUGCUUGGACUUCAGCCUCGUAGUCAAUGUGAAGAAAAUUCCGUUCAUCGUACUCUCUGAAGAGUUCAUAGACCCCAAAUCUCACAAGUUUGUUCUUCGCUUACAGUCUGAAACAUCGGUUUAAAUGUUCUACAUAUGUGGCUUUAUGAAAAACAAAAGAAGAAUAUAUAUAGAGAUAUAUAUGUCUGGGGGGAGUCAUUUUAUAAAGAAUUUUUUAAAAAUUUUUCGAUGCUGACUGAAACUGGCAGAUGAUAGACCAGUGUCCUUCGACCAUCUGCACUUUAUUUGAAAGGAAGCAGGAGAUGUCCACCCUGACAAGUGACUGGUGGCAUCUGACUUCAAUAGAUGAGACUUCUGAAGAAGCUGUUCCCUGGAGUUUCUGUGACAGCUGUAAACCAAAGUAUAGCUGCUGUGUCCUUGGGAGCCUCGCCUUACUGGUCCCUGCCUGUUGCCCAGUACCACAUCCCCUAGUGCUUCUGGUCGACCCCCUCAUAGAUUCUAGGGGACUCACUUUAUUCUGGUUCAGGAAACUAGACACUACACAUCCACACAUGUGUUUGUACAAGCAAUUAUCCCAUAUCACCAUACCAUCCUGGGGAGUGGUAGGCAGUCCAGGAAAUGCCCACCCACCUGCAUCUGUUCUUAGUUGCCUUAGAUUCCCAGAGAAAGAGCCCAACAGAAAAUGUGCACUUCUGGAUUUCAGCUGUUAAGUGAUUUGCUUUUCAUUUUCCAGACAGAGAGAACUACCUGCCCUGUUUCUGCCCUGUUCCUCUGUUGGUGAGAGGCAGGUAACCCUUCUCUAGCCCUGGGAUUGUCCAUCUGAACUCCACUGUAGCCCAUUUUGAGCACCCAGACCACAGCCCUACUGGUGGGUGGCCCUGGUGAGGCUAGCUCGCCUCUCCAGAGCUGACAGGGACUUGGCUUUCCAGUAUGCCCACAAACUCUUUGCACAGCCUCAGCCUCUCCCAGUCUGUUUCCAAAGUAAGGCAUGACCCUGAGGAGCCAGUUAGCUGCAGAGCACCCUUUAGGCUACAGCAGGAGCCCCAUCUGCCCAAUCUUCCUUAGCCUUGCUUCUCACAAACCAGGAGAGGCCAACACUGUGACUCCCAGUUGGCAGGUGCCCCUUGGAGCCAUCCAAUUUCCCAGAGAGACAGUAUUCACACAGCUCAGGUGCCAAGCUGCCCUAUCACAGGAGACCAAAUGGUGCCCACCAAGCUGGCAGCUACUCUGUUCGAUCCCUGAGGUUUGUGCCCACUGUCACUGUGCAACAUACUACAAGGGAAAGGGCCAUGCUGCCCUUGCUGUAUAAAUUGCCCUUAAUUAUUGGUCAGGAAGAGAAAGGUAAAGGGGGUACUGGGGAAAGGGAGAGUGGGGGAGUCGGUGUUACAGUCCAGCAGGCCCCUUCUGCCAGCUGGUUUUGUAGCUGGUUUCAGAGGACUAUCCCCUUAAUGUCCUGUUUAGACAUAGGUGCCUCCUGGCAGAGCCCUGUGGAGGGGAGUGCCCAAGGAGCCAUGUCCUGAAACCUUUAAGUGGGCUCUCUUGGUCUCUCUUUGCCUGCCUAUGUCCGAAGCAAUGAUUCCCCAAGUAUUGACUCUCCUUUCCCGGCUUCAGGGAUCUUGUUUCAGGAAAGGAGAGCACUGUCAGCAUGCUCCAGGUCCAUGCAUGUGUAGCCUUGCUAUUCAUGCAUUCCGUAAAUCACACUAUUUUAUUUGUCAUUUAAAAAAAUGAAAAUUCACUUGGGAUAUUUGUAAUAUACCUUUACUCAGAAACGCAUUCUUCUUCACUCAGCAGUUUUUAGCUCAGAAAGAUGUGUUGGGGAAGGAAGGGGACUCUCAUGGGUGCAGCACAGAGCCAAGAUGCCCCACGUUAAUAGCUUGGCUCUGUUUGAGACACACCUAGUGGAACCACGGUGCUUUGAUCUUAGUUUUUCCCUUUAGGUCACUUCUGACUGGAAGUUCCUCAUGAUGUCUUUCUCAGGAAUAUUUUAGGAGAUAAGGUAAGGGAUGGGUAGUCUGUGAGAGACUGGCUGUAUGUGGAGGGUGGGGUUAUAGAGUAACUGCUCAGCCACAGAUACUGUGCCAUAGAUGUAAAUAAUGAGGCGUUAAAUGUAACACUACUCACCAGCGCUUUAAAAUACUGUGCUUCCAACACUGUCUUAAAUUAUGGGUCUUGAAGGGGUUAAGUUGGAGUCAUGUAUUGGUAUGUGCAUUCCCAGCAGGGUAAGAAGGUUUUAAAUUAAGGAACUAAUUUAUUUUCUCUCCUGCCCCCUCUCCCUCUAUGACUCUUUGCAUAGUAGAAUUUCAGACUUCCUGAAAUUAUUGUUUUGGUUGUAAAUUGAAUAUCGAUUCUUUUCAAAACACGAACUUUGCAUCGAUUCCGUCCUGAAAGAAAAAACAAAGUCAAAGGCAAAUUAAGCUCUUGUGCUCCCAGCACCCUAACAGCUCGAGUUACCAGUGAAUGGGAUCCCUGUGAAGUGAAUGAUAUUUUGAAAAAGAUCUGUAAAGUUGCAGAAGGCUGCAUCUCACAAUCGAAGACAAUACAUUUUUAUUUCAUUUCUUGGACCUAUAGCCUAUUCUUAUUAAUGGAUGUAAACUGUGCCCUAAGGCUAUUAGAAUAUACGAUCCUAUUAGAUUACACAGGAUUCCAUUACCUUAAAUAUUUAUAGAUUUUUCCCCUAUAACCUUCAACCUAAGUUAGUAAAAUUCUAACAUUAAAUGUGAAAGAAAUCAAUGCAGCGUGUAUAUCCAAUAUUGCUGUGAUUUUCAGUGGCCUACAAAACUAUACUUUUGUUCCAAAGCGUGUGCUUAAAAAAAAGGCAGUCUUUAGUAGUCCAUGAAUUGACUACAAAAAGUCUGUACCAUGGGAGUUAGAAUAGAUUUUUAAGUUAUAAGUCUCAUUCAUCCUUAGGUUAUCCGUGGAGUCCAAAUCUUCUGGCUAAAGUUCAUAAAGUAAGCCCCAGAGAAAAUGCUUAACCAUCAUUUCCUCCCAAGAAUUAUUGUCUCCCUUUCUUCCUCUGACUCUUCCUUUUGAGAUCUGCAAGAAGACAGAUUCUUCACAGCAGAAAGUGUGAAGUUAGUGGCCUGGGUAUGUCUGUCUCAUCACAACUCCCCAUACUGGCCAUACUGGAGUCUUAGAAAGGCUGACAGUGCCCACUCUUGCCACCCCUUGAUUUGGAGGUGCUCCUUUCUGUGCCCUCUUCUUGAAUGCAUGGGUUAAAUGUGACACCUCAUCUUAGCGUGGCUAUGGCUGUGAUGAAACAAACACAUGACCAAAGCACUUGGGGAGGAAAAGGUUUAUUUGGCUAAUGCUUCCACAUCACAGUUCAUCAUCAAAUGAAGCCAGGGCAGGAACCUGGAGGCAGGAGCUAAUGCAGAGGCCAUGGAGGCUGUGAAGAAGUGCUGCUUACUGGCUUGGUCCUCGUGGCUUGUUCAACCUGCUUUCUAAUAGAACCCAGGACCACCCCCAAUGAGACCUUCUCCUUGGAUCACUAACUAAGAAAAUGCCUUCCAGGCAGAUCUUACAGAGGAAAUUCACAAUUGAGGCUCCCUCCUCUCUGAUAACUCUAGCUUGUGUCAAGUUGACAUCAUACUAGCCGGUACCAAGCUCUAUCUGUAAACUACUAUCAACAUAAAAAAAUUAACUACCCACUCCCCCUCACUGCCAAUCAUUGACCCAGUGAAACAACGAAGUCAAGGCCCUAGUUUACUCUCUUCAACCUGGCCCUGCUGUGCAGAUUCCUUGUAUGUGGAUGUGAAUCAGGGAAGGGUGGCUGGUUUCUGCCUGUAUUUCUGAAUGUGUGUUGCCAGGUAGACAUGUUUGCCUGUUGGUCAUUAUAACAUUCAUGUGACCAGUGACAAAUUUGUAUGUGUACAUGUGUGUAUUGCUGAGCCUGUGAGGGUCUACAUCUCUGUUCAAUAGAGUUCCUCCACUCCCCAGCUUUUGGAAGGUUACUCUAAGCUGGCCCCUUGUCUGUAUUCUCUUUUAUCCUUUACACCAGCCUCUCACCGAGGAGAUAUCUGUGGGAGCCUGUUGUCACCCUGCAGGCAUGCCCAUUACAUUUGUUCUUGCGUUAGGUACUCUGUGACCUGCAAACAAAAGGGCAAGCUCUAUGGGGGUUACUGCUCAAGCCUUACCACUCUGGAAGCUUCCUGUGCGUUUAUUAUCAUAAUUUUUAAAAGAAACAACCAAUGAUUAGUUAUGGAAAUUGACAGGAAUGUCUAUAUGAUCAUUUAAAGAGUUCUGCAACAGAGACCCUACAAUUAUAAAAUGGUAUAAAGUACUUCUGGGUAGUGUUUGCUCUUUAUGGAUCUUGUUACAUCACCAAAAUGAAAUCACUACUGUGAAUUUACUACUAUGUAACCUUGUCAUAUCCCAUUAAAAAUAAAACAUGCCUUGUUUUUAA
Molecule: messenger RNA, 6127 nt
Organism: Cricetulus griseus (Chinese hamster)
Lineage: Eukaryota; Metazoa; Chordata; Mammalia; Rodentia; Cricetidae
Source: RefSeq, a predicted model, not a curated record